UCCACUUACAAUAAAAUAGGGGGUGUAAUCUUACACGCGCACAGAGUAAUCCUUGAAGCAGAAUACCGUAUUAGUACUGCCUUGUUUGCAGAAAAAUGGAAGAAAUUUCGAAUCCUCUCUCCUCCAAUCUACCCACCACCACCACUCCUCUCCCCGUCCCGGGCGCCGCCGAUGCCAUCAACCCCUUAACUUCUUCCCCAUCCAGAAGAAUUACAGGUCCGGCUAAGUGGCCCACAAUCGAUGGUCCAUUGGGGCUCUCACAUCAAGAUUCAGUAGCUUACGCUCGUAGAUUCUUCAAUUUCGGAUUUUUCUGUCUUCCUUUCCUUUGGGCGGUCAAUUGCUUCUAUUUCUGGCCCGUUCUUCGCCACCCGAAUUCUCAUAAUUCCCACCCUCUACUCCGCCGCUAUGUUGUUGGAUCAGCAAUUGGCUUCUUGUUGUUUGCUGUGAUUCUCUCUUCAUGGUCUGUUACCUUUAUGAUUGGCGGGAACCAACUUUUUGGCCCAGUGUGGGAUAAAUUAGUUAUGUACAAUGUUGCCGAAAGAUAUGGAUUAACUGAGCUUAUGUAGAUCUACAUGUUAGCGGUUUCAGCUCCAUCAACAACAUGGAUAUAGUACUUGUUUUCUUUUGCUGAAAAAGAUUAUCAAUAUGAGUGUUCAAGUUACUGCAUUGUAUUUUAUGAGAAAGUUAACUUAUUAAUGUUGUUCUCUGUUAUUAACA
Olea europaea var. sylvestris is the source of this 717-nucleotide messenger RNA. RefSeq names its product probable gamma-secretase subunit PEN-2. The record is from RefSeq and is a predicted model, not a curated record. The transcript has 2 exons. Bases 96 to 566 code for a protein of 156 amino acids. Gene Ontology annotation, cellular component: gamma-secretase complex. NCBI's taxonomy places the organism in Eukaryota, Viridiplantae, Streptophyta, Magnoliopsida, Lamiales, Oleaceae.